AUGUUUUCCGCUCAGUCCAGCCUCCCUGGCCCUUUAAGUGAUCCCAUCGGUCCCCGUCCACCUAACCCAGAGCCCCAUACCCACCCCGUUGCUAACCAGAAGUCCAGCCGCAAACGCAAAAAGCAGCAACCCCGCCAACCCCCUCCUGCUAAAAAUUGUAAUGGCAGCAGUCAAGCCCGAAUGAUCCGAAACAUUCCCGGUGCUGAUGGUUUUCACCACCCCCUGCCUGGUGCAGGCUUGCGAUCCACCAUAGAUAUUUUGGAGGAAGCUGCUAACCGAACCACUUCCCUAGACCAUCCUCUUGACACUAACCGCAGACAAGCUAAUUCCAACAUUCCAUCCACCGAACCUUGUCCCCCUAAUCAUUCUGGACCUCUUGAAGGUCUCCAUGAAGCCCUAAAUGCCCUAGCUCCUAAAAGAAACGGUAAGCGGUUUCGUACCCGGGAGGAAGAUGGUCGUUCCCGCCAGUCCCAACCUAUUGGCACACAAAAGGCUGUCCGACCCCCUAACAAAUGGAAUCGCUUCCUUCAGCAACUUUCAGCUCGCAAGAAGUUUCGCGGAGUUGGGAAAGGAGUUGCCGGGCACCGGCUUGGUAUGCGCGAAGUCUCUCUGUUGUACAAGCGAUACAACACUCGGAAGCAACCACCCAGAACAUCUGGAUUGCCUACCACUAACCCUGCCAGUCGGAGCCCUUCCCCGGAGCCUGAGCUCACUCCAUCCAAACUAGCUCUAGACGAUGAUUUGGAUGUAGAGGAAGCCCUCAAUCCACAAUCAAACCCCCCUCUGUCGAGUCAACUACGAGGUCCUGUGUCUCUUUCAAAGGCGGAGAGUCGAGUGGAAGCUUUCCUGGCCAACUGGGUCAACCAGGCCAACUCAAUCGCGCAGACAUGCAAUUGCGAGAUGAUUGUCUUUGCGGUAUCAACACACCUCGGUCGCCACUCCUUCCAGCUCACCAAAUCAACUCAUUGCGCCUUGCCAUUUGUUGAGCUCGCUGACGAAGUCGACCAGCCUACCACCUACCCAGCUCGAUUUCAGGCAAGUUUGGUUGGUACUUCUGCCUUGGACCUCGCUAAGCACAACAAGCCUGCUCGCCGGGUGCGCGCCCCACGCCCAAAUGUGACCAAAAGGAUGAUUCAAUUUGUGGGCAAGUAUCCACCAGCUUCAUGUUACAAACUGGUUACCGAUCCUCGGCUGCGCACCCCUAUCAAGAUGUUCACCUCUAGACCAAGUCGUUGGCUUAAGGUGCAGUACAUCCAAACUUUAAACCUUGACCUCGACGAUGGUUACAUUGAUAUUAUCCCCCUCGAGAGCACUGUUCCUGUCAGCUCCACUGACACUCCUAUCCCAGACCCCAGUCUUCAGCGAUCAAUGCCACCAAUUGAAGACUCUUGA
Molecule: messenger RNA, 1392 nt
Organism: Puccinia triticina
Lineage: Eukaryota; Fungi; Basidiomycota; Pucciniomycetes; Pucciniales; Pucciniaceae
Exons: 5
Coding region: 1-1392 (463 amino acids)
Source: RefSeq, a predicted model, not a curated record